UCUAUCUUUUCUACAUAUAGAAGUCUCCGCCCAUCUCUCUCUCUCUCUCUCUCUCUCGUGUCUAUCUGCCAUGGCCGACGUUGAAAGCAGCGGAGAUGCACCAGGGUUCAAGCUUUUCGGCACAACAAUCCCUCUGCGGGUGAGAAAAGCUGAGGUGGAGGAGUCAAAGGCGGAUGACACAAGUGAAAAGAAGCCGGAGAAGACCAUUGCUUGCCCCAGGUGCAAAAGCAUGGAGACCAAGUUCUGUUAUUUCAACAACUACAACGUCAACCAACCUCGGCAUUUCUGUAAGGCAUGCCAGAGGUACUGGACGGCCGGAGGAACACUUAGGAACGUACCGAUCGGAGCUGGACGAAGGAAAAACAAGCCAUCAGAUCACGGGACAAUUGGGUUCUCGGACAACUGUGUGUUGGAUGCUUCUGCAGUGAACCAAUUUGAUUUGGAGAGUGUGAUGGAGCAGUGGACCAUGGCCACCACCAAAGGUGGUUUCCGGCAUGUCCUCCCAUCCAGCAAGAGACGGAGAAACACCUCAUCUAGCUAGUCAAACAUUAUCACUUUUUGUCUUGUUACUCCAAUGGAAAAUGAAGAAUUUCUUUUGAAAGAAAAAAAAAAAAAAAAAAAGCGAAAGCCAGUUGGGUUUAAGAAGGUAAGAAACUGUAUAUACAGGCUGGUUUGAACUAAUUAAUCAUGUCGACCAAUGUAUUUACCCUUAAAAUGGGUCUCAGAAUCAAUCAUAUUCUGAUCAAUUCUGAACGACGCAACUCA
Molecule: messenger RNA, 765 nt
Organism: Nelumbo nucifera (sacred lotus)
Lineage: Eukaryota; Viridiplantae; Streptophyta; Magnoliopsida; Proteales; Nelumbonaceae
Product: dof zinc finger protein DOF1.5
Biological process (GO): regulation of DNA-templated transcription
Molecular function (GO): DNA binding; DNA-binding transcription factor activity
Source: RefSeq, a predicted model, not a curated record